Molecule: messenger RNA, 1104 nt
Organism: Stegastes partitus (bicolor damselfish)
Lineage: Eukaryota; Metazoa; Chordata; Actinopteri; Pomacentridae
Product: zeta-sarcoglycan-like
Exons: 9
Coding region: 1-1104 (367 amino acids)
Biological process (GO): cardiac muscle tissue development; heart contraction
Cellular component (GO): sarcoglycan complex; sarcolemma
Source: RefSeq, a predicted model, not a curated record
AUGCUCCGCGUCACGCGCUCUAACUUGACGCCUGAGUUUGGAGUCGCGGCGGACUCCACCGGAGCCGGUGUUGCACGCGAGCUGCCGUCCGUCUCUGUGCUGGGAUCGAACCGGGACCCGCCGUCGCUUUCGGGAACUUUGUGUGAAUAUGUGAGCGGGACGAGCGGGAUGGAGCCGGCGGCCACUCUGGACGUGGAGACGCUCAAGAUCACCCAGGAGCAGUUCAUCCUCGCCUCCCAGGCGCUGCACCUCCAGCGGCCCGGCUGCGACCCGGUCUACCCGGUGGGCCUGUACGGCUGGAGGAAGCGCUGCCUCUACUUCUUCCUGCUGCUGCUGCUGGCCACCAUGAUCGUCAACCUGGCGCUCACCGUCUGGAUCAUCAAGGUCAUGAACUUCUCGGCGGACGGGAUGGGAAACCUCCAGCUGGACCGGGACGGGAUUCGCCUGGAGGGGAUCAGCGAGUUCCUGCUGCCGCUGUACGUCAACGAGAUCCAGUCCAGGACGGACGGCUUGUUGGUGUUGCGCUCGGACAAGAACGUCACCAUGAACGCCAGAAACAGCCGAGGCCAGCUGACCGGACAGCUCACAGUCGGACCCGAGGCCGUGGAGGCCCAGUGUCAGAGGCUGGAGGUGCGAAGCCGAGACGGAGGAAAGCUCCUGUUCACCGCCGACGAGGACGAGGUCGUCAUGGCGACGGAGAAGUUCACAGUCACAGGUCCGGACGGCGCCGUGUUCGGUCACUCGGUGGAAACGCCGCUGAUCCAGGCGAGGCCCUCUGAAGACCUGAGGCUGGAGUCUCCAACACGAACCCUGACCAUGGAGGCUCCCAGAGGGGUGGAGGUCAGCGCCGCCAGGGGCCCUCUGAAGGUCAGCGGCCGGAAGGACCUGCAGCUGGAGUCCACGGAGGGCGAGAUCCUGCUGGACGCCAACACCAUCCAGCUCGGCAGCCUCCCGCUCGGCGUCUACGGGGCGUCGGGCGGCCGGGCCUCCGAGGACCAGGCCCUGUACGAGGUCUGCGUCUGCCCCAGCGGUAAGAUCUACCUCUCCCCCGCCGAGAGCAGCUCCACCUGCCAGGCCAUGAGCAACAUCUGCCUCUGGAGCUGA